This is a messenger RNA of Coturnix japonica (Japanese quail), 356 nucleotides long. RefSeq names its product small EDRK-rich factor 2 (gene SERF2). NCBI's taxonomy places the organism in Eukaryota, Metazoa, Chordata, Aves, Galliformes, Phasianidae. The record is from RefSeq and is a predicted model, not a curated record.
AACUGCGGGGGCGGGGCCAACGGGGGAAGUGCGGGACGUGGCGGCGGAGCGGAGGGCGGGACCGAGCGGAACCGAACGGAACCGAGCGGAACCAUGACCCGCGGGAACCAACGCGAGCUGGCGCGGCAGAAGAACCUGAAGAAGCAGAGCGACAACGGGAAGGGGAAACGGCGCGACGACGGGCUGUCCGCUGCCGCACGGAAACAGAGGGACUCGGAGAUAAUGCAGCAGAAACAGAAGAAGGAGGGCGCCAAGUAGCGGCGGGACCGCGGUAACGAGCGGCCACGAGCGACACCGAGCGAUGCCCCGCGGCCGCCCCGCCCGGCUCCAUUAAAGUAGCUGGUGCAGCCCUGCGG